Molecule: messenger RNA, 1989 nt
Organism: Elaeis guineensis (African oil palm)
Lineage: Eukaryota; Viridiplantae; Streptophyta; Magnoliopsida; Arecales; Arecaceae
Product: O-fucosyltransferase 31
Source: RefSeq, a predicted model, not a curated record
CGCUGAUACUAUUUAUGAGAUCUGCUCAGCCGUUGAUUCCGGCGCGAUUUCCAGCAGCGAAUCUGAGCCUUCCAUGCGGGAUCCGACAGAAGGAGAGUAAUAGAGGCGAUGGCGAGGCAUCUCCAUGAGCUUUAGCUCUCGGCGCUCUCCUCCUCCGCGGUUAUCUGGCUCUAGGGUUUGGGUUUGGGGCGGGCGGUCGAGCGCUGAUUCCCUCGGAUUGGAGCGGAUUUGGGGCCGGCGGUGGCGGCGGCGGCGGACGGCGGCGAUGCUGCGGUUUUGGAGCCAGUACCAGUCCCACAGGGGUGGCGCGUUCGCUGCCCUUCUGGUGCUCCUCCUCCCGGCGUUCUGCCCAUCUCUCUUCUCCCCUCUUGGCCACGCCUUGCCUUCCAUCUUCUCGGAGUGGAAUGCUCCUAAACCUAGGCAUAUGUCUCUUCUGAAGGGUGCUUUACAACGCCAAAUAUCGGAUGAGCAGAAUUCUGAGCUCUGGGCCUCCUUAGCACACCAAGGAUGGAGACCAUGUAUAGAAUCUGAAAACAACCCUGUAUCACUACCCACUAAGUCAACAGGAUAUAUUCAAGUAUUCCUUGAUGGCGGGUUGAACCAACAGAGAAUGGGGAUUUGUGAUGCAGUUGCUGUUGCUAAAAUUCUAAAUGCAACCCUUGUGAUACCUCACCUUGAAGUGAAUCCUGUUUGGAAAGACUCAAGCUCCUUUGAGGAUAUUUAUGAUGUGGAUCACUUUAUUAGUGUCUUGAAAGAUGAGAUAUCAAUAGUUAGAGAAUUGCCUCAGGAAUUCUCAUGGAGCACAAGAGAGUAUUAUGCUGUGGCUAUUCGAGCUACUAGAGUUAAAACUGCACCUGUUCAUGCUUCAGCGAAUUGGUAUAUUGAGAAUGUUGCUCCCAUUCUGCAGAGCUACGGGAUUGCUGCUAUUGCCCCCUUUUCACACCGCCUGGCUUUUGACAACUUGCCUGGGGAACUUCAACAGCUACGUUGUAAGGUCAACUUCCAAGCAUUGGUUUUUGUUCCUCAUAUCAAUGCUUUGGGGGAGGCCCUUGUUAAGCGCUUGAGGUAUCCAGUUGGCAAACAUUCUGAUGAAUACAUACAAGAGGUAGUGGAUGAAAAUGUUGAUGCAGCAUCAGGAAAGUUUGUUGUGUUACACCUUCGGUUUGAUAAGGACAUGGCUGCUCACUCAGCCUGUGAUUUUGGUGGCGGCAAAGCUGAAAGGCUUGCUUUAGCAAAGUACAGGCAAGUGAUUUGGCAAGGAAGGGUCUUGAACUCUCAGUUCACUGAUGAGGAGCUGCGAAGCCAGGGUAGAUGUCCAUUGACUCCGGAAGAAAUUGGAUUACUGCUGGCAGCUUUAGGCUUUGACAGCAGAACUCGUCUGUACCUUGCUUCUCAUAAGGUAUAUGGUGGGGAAGCCAGGAUCUCUAGCUUGCGCAAGCUUUUCCCAUUGAUGGAGGACAAGAAAAGCCUUGCUUCUGAAGAGGAACUAGCUAAGGUUGAGGGAAAGGCUUCUCUUCUAGCUGCUGUGGAUUACUAUGUGAGCAUGCAGAGUGAUGUGUUCAUUUCUGCAUCUCCUGGAAAUAUGCACAAUGCUGUGGUGGGUCGUCGCACCUAUUUGAACUUGAAGACCAUAAGACCAAACAUGUCUUUGUUAGGACAGCUCUUCCUGAACAAGAGCAUGGAGUGGUCUGAGUUUCAACAAGUGGUCCAAGCAGGGCACAAGAAUAGACAAGGGCAGAUUCGGCCUAGGAAGCCAAAACAAUCCAUCUACACAUACCCUGCUCCAGAUUGCAUGUGUCAGCAGUGAAUUAUUUGUUCUUUUCAUUCAUAUUGCCCAUGAGUUACUACUGUGUUGUAUGUAAAGCUUGAAAGACAUUCAUUUGCUGCUCCUCAUUGUUACCUUCCAUAGAUGUGAUAAUGAAUACCUUUAUGUAUGAAUGUACUUCUAGAUGGUCGUGAUUGAAAUGGAUAUUGCUCUCUCGGUACAAA